GGCGCGGGCGGGCGGGCGGGCGGGCGGCUGUAGUUCCGCUUCCCCCGGAGCGAGGCGGUCAUGGCCGGGCCGCGGGGCCGAGAGGAGAGCCGAGAGGGGCCGGCCGCCCUGGCGCUGGCCCAGGCUCGCUUCGCCAGGGGCGACUUUGCCGAGGCGCAGGCGCUCUACUCCGCCUUCAUCGGGCAGUGCGGGAGUCGCGGGGGCAAAUGCAGCCCCGAGGAUUUGGCGACCGCAUAUAACAACAGGGGGCAAACCAAGUACUUCAGCGUUGAGUUUUAUGAAGCCAUGGACGACUACACGUCUGCUAUAGAAAUCCUGCCCAACUUUGAAGUUCCGUAUUACAACAGAGGCUUGAUCCGCUACAGGCUGGGGUAUUUUGAUGAAGCUUUGGAAGACUUCAAGAAGGCAUUAGACCUAAAUCCUGCAUUUCAAGAUGCUGUUUUGAGCUUAAAACAGACCAUUUUAGACAAAGAAGAAAAACAAAGAAGAAAUGCUGAGAAAAGUUACUGAAACUUAAGUUCUUGAAAUUUUAACUCAGGGUCCUUAAACCUAUGUCUGAUUAGCUCUAAGAUACACACGGAAUUAUUUUGAUUAUGUGAGAGACUGCAUUUUAGAAGUGAAAGUAAAAUAGUAUGUUGAAUCAAAGUUACUCAUUUCAAGAGAGACCAUGUUGGAUGGAUCUUUUAAUAGAAUAAAUAGAUAAUAUCAAUGUACAUUAUUAUAACAAAAUAUUUAAAUUGGUAUGUAUGAUUUUUAGUAAAGGUUUUAUUUUUACUACAUAUUUUUAUUUCUGAAUUUUAAUUUCCCCCCCACCCAUAGAAAGGUUGCUGGUAAAAUACAAUCCAGACAUAAACUCCCUCACAUAUGUUCACCAGUGAACAUAUCACAUUUGCUUUUUCUGUAUUCUUAAAACCAAAACCGUCCACUUCAAAGUCUGAGGCAGGAGGAUUGCUGUGAGUUCGAUGCCAGCCUAGGCUAUAGAGACCCUCAAACAAAACCCAACAAAAUAAGACAAAACCCAGACGGAUUUUUUUGCUGACCCACUUGAGAAUAAAAUACUGAUGUCACAGUACUUCACCCAUAAACAGGUUCCUCCUGCAUCUUCCUAAAUACAGUUCUCCACAGGCACAUGCCACUGUAACACCUAGUAAAAAUAAUACUAUAAUAUGCUCCAUAUUCAGGCCAUGUUCACAUUUCUCCUGUGACUUUGGAUAAUUGCGUCAUGUUCUCAUGUCUCAGUAUCUGAGUCUUUUCCUCUGGGGUCGUCCCCUCCUCAUUCAUUUUCUCCCCACAGCUCUUUGAGAACUCACUUUUCAUUUGGUAAUUGACUGAGAGACAGGACUCCUGGGCUUAAAAAUAUGUGCCCAUCUUAUGGGAGAGCAGUGGGAAACAUUUCAUCUUACACUUGAUGUUUGUCUAGAAAUCAUUAGAGAGAUGGGCUAGGGCUUGAGGAUUGAAGACAGCUUCUGUCUCCAUGUCUGUGAUGAUGGACACUAUCAGUAGUUCUCAAAGACUGCUCAGACUCUUUAUGAAAUGGUGUGGGGUAGAGAGGGAGCUGGCCAAGUAAAAACACAUAUUAAUGCAAAGCUUAAAAAUUCCGUUUUGGGUUCUGCCGACGACCAUCAGGGCUCUCACAAACUGGGAAGAACUCGGAGGAAGCAAGCCAAAGCCAGCGCGUCCCAUCAACAAUUUUGUUUUUAUUGUUGUGGUUUGGCAUCCCGAGAUACAGACCCUCAACUCUGAGGUCUCCCAAACUGGUUUUAUUGCUGCUGUGGGAACGCUGUUCUGGAUGGAAAUUGCCCCCACGGGAGAGAGACGAAGCACAUUUGCCUGGCACCCGGAGCCCUCGCUGCAGAACUCCCGUGGCUUCGGAUGCCAUGACUAUCACACCCUUAACUUUAUUUAUCUUUUCUCUUUCUUUCUUUCUUUCUUUCUUUCUUUCUUUCUUUCUUUCUUUCUUUCUUUCUUUCUUUCUUUCUUUCUUUCUUUUUUGAAGUGAUCUCAUGAAGCAGAGAAAGUAAUUGCCCUGUUGGUAAUUCGGAAAUAAUAUCUGGCAAAAUUUAUGGAGCAUUUGUGCUGCAGGUGAAUGCCUAUGAAGAGGAAAUCAGGUUCGAUGGCCAGAAAUGAAAAGCUGCUCCAUUUUCUUAAUUGCUCACGUCUUCCAAAUGAUCUAUCUCUGUUGGGAAGGGCAUUACUAGAAUUUAUAAUGUUGCAUGAAAACAGAAAGCUCCCUUAAAAAAAAAAAAGCCCGUUUGUAAGAAAACAAAAAACAACAAAAAACAAAAGCCCACGCUGUCCUGACCUUGGGAGAGCUAAACACAUUUCCACCCAGAGAAUCAAGUAAUACUUAAACAAUUUUAUUUUCUCUUGGCUCCUACUCUCUCUUUUCUACUCACAACUGGAGUCAGAUGUAGUAUGAAAAAGAAAACUUGUUAAAACAUUUUCAUUUGCUUUGCUAGAUUUUAUUACUCAAAGUUUCUACAUUUCUCAGAAAAACAAAAUCACUGACGCUUAGGAUCAACCCUCGCCGACACGUAGUUUCCCUCGUCUUUUACUGGACAUAACUAACUAGUACGUUUACUGUGUUCCAUCUUCUCCAAAACUAGGCUUCUUACAGCCGGGGCCUGUUUCUCACUGGCUGAUGGAUACCUUGGGUAUUUAAAUGUUGUUUAUCCUCAUGACUGUUCCAAUUGCCCCGCAUCUCAUAGCUGCUAGAAAAGUGCCCAAACUCAGUUACCUUGGCAUCGCCCCUCUGCAAAAACAAAACAAAACAAAACAAAACUUGCAGUUCAUUAUACAAAUUGUUUCACAAAGGAUAGUAAAGUGGUGUAAAUGCAUUUAAAUUGCUUUCUCGAGUUUAGAAAAUUAUUUGUAACACUGCUUGAGUUGUUUUUCUCUUCCAAGGUUGGAACUGAAGGAAGUCCCUGGACUGAUUUGACAGCAGCAAACACCAGUGGGUGAGCAAGCUAGAUUUCCUAGUCAGCCCUCCAUCCUCAAGCGUGAUCUGAUUGCUUUUCCUGUGGCAUUCCUGGGUCCUCCGACACUCGAUGGCAUCUCUACCCUAUAGGGUUAGCGGUAUGCCGUUUUGGAGGUCAUAAAUCUUUCAGUGGGCAUGCUACAUUUUAUUCCUGCCACUCAGGGCAAACCAGUUCCUAUUUAUAUUGCUUUGUAGAGCAGGCUGGCCUCAAACUCAGAGAUCUGCCUGCUUCUGUCUCCCAAAUGCUGGGACUAAAGGUGUACACCACCUUUCCCCGCUUACUUACUUUCACAAAUAGAAAAAUAAAUCAGUGACAACAAGUGUCUGUAACAGUGUAAACAAUCAGUUGGCAAUAAACGUAUAGAAUCAA
Messenger RNA from Peromyscus maniculatus bairdii (prairie deer mouse), 3347 nucleotides. It is a transcript of the gene Ttc32, whose product is annotated as tetratricopeptide repeat domain 32. The record is from RefSeq and is a predicted model, not a curated record. Gene Ontology annotation, molecular function: identical protein binding. Lineage: Eukaryota; Metazoa; Chordata; Mammalia; Rodentia; Cricetidae.